UUUACACAUUGGUUGCCACAAACCGCCUGUUCACUGAUCCAAAAUCGCAGCACAAAAGUAUCAUCAUGCCGUCAGCUUCUGAAAAGGCGAGAGCAAAGCUCGAUGCGGUGUUGAACGACCCGGGACGAUUUGAUUGUACCCAACGGUCGAAUCGCAUAGCGACGACACGAUAUGCUACAGGCUGUGGCGUAGUCAACUCUGUUCCGCGUCGCCCCAGCCAGAGUAGCAUAGAAGGCGAUUCAGGCGGCGUCAGGAACAGACUGAAACGCCUCAUGUCCCUACCCGCGUACUAAAACGAAAAGAAAAGUCGCCGGAGGAAUAUUCUUGGAAGGUUAACAAUCUCGAUGGUUGUGAACAGUUUCAUAUGUCCUAGUCGUGCCGUCGAGCAAAGGUUGCCCGUCUAUUGGCACGUUCGUACUUUAUCUCGUGCCUCUAUGGCAAAAUUGGAAGAUGUACAAAUCUCUUGACCUGAAUAUCUCUCCGAAGAGCAUUAAGGAUUUGUUGUUGUCCAUCUCUGUAGCAGACAUGUUAGAUACAAUGAACUCUUAUUCGUGAAAACAUCCAUACACUUUGGAUACCUAUAUACUACUUGGAGA
Trichoderma harzianum CBS 226.95 is the source of this 596-nucleotide messenger RNA. RefSeq lists its product as hypothetical. The record is from RefSeq and is a predicted model, not a curated record. NCBI's taxonomy places the organism in Eukaryota, Fungi, Ascomycota, Sordariomycetes, Hypocreales, Hypocreaceae. The transcript has 2 exons. Bases 66 to 293 code for a protein of 75 amino acids.